AUGAUUUCUUAUUUUAUCGUUUCCAUCGUUGUCAUCUCCUCGGUCAAUUCAAUUUCGACUAUCGUCAUCGAUCCGAACAGUUAUUUGAAAUCGGAUUUAGUUCUUCAUGAUUUCCGUCAACAAUUUCAUCGAACCUAUCCUUAUCGAUGUCUGUUGCGAACUGAAUCGAAGUAUUUCGCUUUGAAUCCUUCAUGUCAAUUAAUAACACGAACAUCAUUGAAGCAAUUUUGUUCAUUAAAUUCGACAUUAGUCUUCGAAUUGAACUUUUCGCAUAAUACCACCAUCUACGAACUUAAUAUCCAAUCGAAUCAAACCAAUUGUGCAAAAAAUCGUCUCUGUCAAUUCGAAAAGAGUCCUUAUCGUAUAAAAUUAAAAGAAAACGAAGUUUACAAAAACUUUCUUCAUCUCAAAACCACUUCGUCAUGUCACUCGUCGAAUUACCUUCUCUCGUCAACCAAUUCCAAGAAAAACUUCGAAUAUUUUUCUUUGAACUCUUCCACAGGACACUUGUCUCUAUUAAAUCCAUUGGAUUACGAAGCAACAACAACAUGGAAACUAGUGAUUCAAGCGUACGAUGCUCAUCAUAUCCCAUUCUAUACAUAUGUGAUCAUAGAUGUUGACGACACGAAUGAUUGUCCGCCGUUAUUGUCCUGGAACUUCCCAUUGCAAAUUAUCCAGGUCAUUAACGACACCGAUCCGUUUCAUAUUGAAAUCUCUGUCCAUGAAUCGAAAGUCGAUCAACACGAUGUGAUUAUUGCUAACCUAAUCGCAUCGGAUUUAGAUUCUCCGCCGAAAUUCGAUCUACAAAUCAAUUCUUCCGAAAAACUUCCAUUCACUAUCGCUGGCCCAUAUGGCGACUCCACGUACGUUCUGUUAACAAGUGCCAAACUAGAUCGAGAAUAUCGAAAUAAUUAUCUGAUCAAUCUCAUCGUUAGUGAUUCUGGCAAGCCAAUGUUAACAUCUUAUUACAGUUUGCGAGUUCAUAUUCUCGAUACGAAUGAUAAUUCUCCACAAUUCGAGAAGGAGAUUUAUUAUGUUGAUAUACAAGAAAAUAAUUUUAUUAAUACAACAUUAAUACAAAUAUUUGCUAAUGAUUCGGAUUCCGAUGAAAAUGGACGAAUUACAUAUGAAAUAAAUAAUGACAAAUAUAAUUAUGUUUGGAUAGACAACCAAACAGGAAUUAUUCGAACGAAUAUUCAAUUUGAUUAUGAAGAAAUUCGAAAUUUUUCUUUCAACGUUACCGCGAUCGAUCAUCCGAACAUCGGACAACCAUUAAAAGCCACAGCGAUGAUCGUUGUCAAUGUCAUUGAUCAAAAUGAUAACAUCCCUCAGUUUCCUCGAUCGUCUUACGAGUUUUUAAUUAACGAAAAUAAUCCUCCGAACAGUUACAUUGGCCAAGUCACGGCUGUCGACGCUGAUGGAUCUGAUCUUGUCUAUACAUUCGAUACUCCAUCCGAUCGAAUCAAAUCUUUAUUUUCUCUAUCGCCCUCGGAUGGCAAAAUCUUCGCAUUAACUUCAUUCGAUCGCGAACAAUUCGAUCAAUACAUGUUCUAUGUAAUCGCAUCCGAUGGUCAUCAUGUCUCGUCGCCAAUUAAAGUUCAUAUAAAAAUCCUUGAUUUAAAUGACGAAAUUCCUCGAUUUCUCUUCCCGAAUGAUAACAAUGACACGUUAAUCAUCGAUCUUUCUUAUUGGAACGUCAACGAUUAUAUUUGUCAAAUCGAGGUUCUCGAUGAAGAUCUAAUUCAAACCCAUACGUUACUAUUAAUUUAUCAUUAUGAUCAACUGAAAAAUUUCGAUUACUUAGAGAAUUAUAAACACAUGCUCCAAUUCGAUUCUGUAAAGUUCUUUCUGGAUCAACAGGGACGAUUGUUUUUUAAUUCAUCGAAUGGAACGACUCUAAACGAAGGUGUCUAUUAUCUAGCGUUCAAAAUCGUCGAUGGUCGUGAGUUUUACGACGAAAAACUAUUGAAAUUAAUUGUAGUUAAAGAUUAUGAACAUGUGCAGCUGAUCAUGAGACAAUAUGAUUAUCUUGGUUUACAUUUGAACAAUCGUUUUUCGUACUUACAAUAUCAAAACUCGAAAAGUCGAUCCACAUCGAUUAUUGAUCAAUCCAAUCGUUUUCUUCUACUGAUUGUUUUUGCUUUAUUGAUUCUGAUCCUUCUUGGAAUUACCUUCAUUUUCAUUUCGUUAAUUCGACGUAAAACAUUGAAAGAGAAGAAAUUAUUGAAAAAACAAAAUGCUAUCUCUUCCAAUUCUCAACAACAAUCUAACAGUUCGACAAUCAAUCUUCUAAAACCAUCAACCAAAGGAAAUUUGCAAGUGACGAACUGCUUCGAUUACAACGAUUCGUCAUUGCUUAUAUUAAACAAAGAUCUACUCUCAACGACACCGAUUAUAAAUGAUAGUUGUUGUCUGCUCGACACAAUCAACGAACAUGAUAUCUAUGACUCGCAAAAAAGCAAAUCAUAUCCUUCCUGGAUCAAUCAUCCGGAAUCUCACUAUUCCGAACGCAGUACUGAUUCAUCAACAUUUCAUUCGUUCAAUCAUUUUUCACUUCGACCACCGUCAACUCUUUCCAAUGAACUAUGUCCUCCAAAACGACAGACACCUACUGAAUAUUCCGUGGCUGUUGUUUCAUCAUCAUCAAACAACUGUCCACACACACCUGUCAGUUCCGAUGAUGGAUUCUGUGGCUCGUCGGAUACAUCCGAUCCUUCGAUACCUAAUGGUAACAAUCAUUUACUAACAUCCUAUCGACAACCGUAUAUUAUGAUAAAAGAAGGAAUUAUGAAUAAAAACCCGUCGUCGACGUUAGCAAAUGGAACAGACACGACAAGACGUGUUCGAUUUAAUCUUCAAUCGGAUGAUCAAAGGACUAUGCUACCGAAUCAUUAUUCGGAGCGCACUUUAAGACACUUUGAACAGAUCUAUAUGGCACGUGAACAUAUUCUGGAAAAACAACCGACUAAUUCAACAGUCGUCUAG
Molecule: messenger RNA, 2985 nt
Organism: Adineta ricciae
Lineage: Eukaryota; Metazoa; Rotifera; Eurotatoria; Adinetida; Adinetidae
Source: the annotation of a GenBank genome assembly